Molecule: messenger RNA, 1231 nt
Organism: Agrilus planipennis (emerald ash borer)
Lineage: Eukaryota; Metazoa; Arthropoda; Insecta; Coleoptera; Buprestidae
Gene: mRpL24
Product: probable 39S ribosomal protein L24, mitochondrial
Exons: 2
Coding region: 377-1132 (251 amino acids)
Biological process (GO): translation
Cellular component (GO): ribosome; mitochondrion
Molecular function (GO): structural constituent of ribosome; RNA binding
Source: RefSeq, a predicted model, not a curated record
CCCAAGGAGCGACCAAUUAGUUGUCAUGUCCUUUGUGUAACAAUAUCACCUUUCUGUCGUUCACUAUCACGUGUUUUUUUUAUUGCAAUCGUUAAUCAGUAAUAACCACAAGUAUGCUGAACAAAUGAUAAACACGCAAAUACUGACCACAGAUAAUAUACUGACUGUAAUAAAUCGCAAAACGUCCGAUUUCACAUUGCUCGUUGCAUAUCUCCUUAUACAUUAGAUAAGCUCGUAAACAUAACCUAAGUUUCCUGCUCUUAUUGACGUCUAUUAAUAUUAACAUAACCAUUUAGAAACGAGAUAAAAUAUCCAGGCAAUAUUUGAAAAAUAUUUGUAAAAUCUUUAUGAACAAAGUAGCUUUACGUAUUUUACAAUGAAGUUGACUGGUUUUUUGAUGAAGGUGCAGAAAUGGUCCAAACAGUAUUCGAAUUUGCCUGAUAGAUAUAUUAAACGAGCGAUGCAGCAAAUUUACUGGAAAAACCCUAAAGGUAUUCAGUACAGGACCGAUGCAGUAAUUGAACGAAAAAAGUUUAGAUUUACAAUGAACCGACCAUGGACAGCACAAUUUCGACAACAAAAUGCACCAGGUGUUCUACGCAAAAAGGUUUUUGUAGAGCCUAUAUUAAAUUGGUGCUUCUUUCGAGGCGAUAGAGUGGAAGUUUUAGAGGGAAAAGACAAGGGGAAGCAGGGAAUUGUGAAACAAAUUAUUCAAGAAAGAAAUUGGGUGGUUGUGGAGGGUCUUAAUUGUCAUUUUCGUCGAAUAGGAGCAGACAAAGAAUUCAGUGGUGUUUGUAUUAAAUCAGAAGCACCACUUUUGGUAACAACACAGGUUGCAUUGGUGGAUCCAUCUGAUUUGAAAGCCACAUCAAUAGAAUGGCGAUAUACAGAAGAAGGAGAGCACGUAAGGGUUUCAACAAGAACAGGUCGUAUUAUUCCUAUUCCUGCAACAAACUCUGACACAAUCGAUUAUAAAACCAAGUCAACAUACAAGGAACAACCUAAAGAUACAACGGAAAAAGAAGUAGGUGAAAUAACUUUUGAACCAGCCCUUAAAACGUUUGAGAUGGAUAUUAUGGAUAAAAUGGGAAUUAAAGAAGAUCGCAUUCCUCCAAAAACGUAUUGGUAUUAAUAUCCAUGUAAUUUUUAAUUCUUGAGAAUGUCAAUAUAAUAAAUAUACUAAUUAAAAGAAUUGUAUCUUAAAGUAAUACUUAAUAAAUUGAUUAUUGUA